UCAAUUUUCCUUUGCAAUCGCCCCCACCAUCCUUGGAAUUUUGGGUUUUUUGGAAGAGAAAAACACAUGUGUGUGUCGCCACAGUGUUUUGGUUUUUCUCGGCCGCCCAAGUAGACGGCGCGUAGUUUUUCAUUUUGACGGGAGUUUUACUUUCGGUCGUCGCCUUACACUCAUUUCUAAUUGUGAUUCGUAGGAAGUAAGUUGUCUAGUGCUAUAUAUAUAUUCAAGUAAAAUUGUUUUAAAUCGGAACACACAACAAUAAUAUACAAGCAAACACCACCAAAUAUCGGAAAAGAAAGAAGAGCAAAUAAUUAAAUUACAAUAGAAACCAAGAGAAUAUCACGCAAAAUCCCAUCAUCCCAUCGUCUUUGGUCUUCUGGUUCUUGUUCAUCACCAACGUUAUCGAUAUUGAUAUUAAAUAGUCUGUGGAUAUUAAGAUACUUAUAUACAAACGCAUCGUAUCUGGGAUAAACGUUUACCACCAGGAAUAUUAAUGAUACGCAACGGCUGUAACUGUAAACUGUGUCCCCUCUCACGUAAGACGUAACGUAAGGCAGCCUGUGGAAACGACGUAUAGUUUGGACGCAAUCAGAAAAAUCUCUACGGAGGACGCAGCUAACGCAAGAAGUACAUCCAACUGUAUACAUGCGUGCUACAAGUAAACCAGUGAAAGACAUCUCAAUAGCCCCAGCCGUCGCAUAACCGUCAUCCAAUCCAAUCCGAUCCGAUCCGAUUCGAUCUGAUUCGUUUUGAGCUGAUCUAAUACAACCUCCGCCGUACCCAAAAACAAUAUAAAUUGCAAAACACCGGAGCCGCUCGAUCCAGCGAACGGCAGCGACAAGAAGUUUUUCGGCCAGCGCGCACCCCCAAUCUCCAGAAACAGCCUCAAGAUUCUGCCCUUCGGAGCACCCAACUUUCGUCUGGAGACGACACCCGCAGAGAUGCACAAGAUAGCAGCAGCGCCGCCUCCAUCGGCAACGCCCGGCGGAGGACUGGAGACGCCCCUGGCGGCGCCCAAAUACGGCACACUAAUACCCAAUCGCAUCUUUGUGGGUGGCAUCAGCGGCGAUACCACCGAGGCCGAUCUAACCCGCGUCUUCAGCGCCUAUGGCACGGUAAAGAGCACCAAAAUCAUCGUGGAUCGAGCAGGCGUCAGCAAGGGCUACGGAUUCGUCACCUUCGAGACGGAGCAGGAGGCGCAAAGACUGCAAGCGGAUGGUGAAUGCGUGGUACUACGAGAUCGGAAGCUGAACAUUGCACCGGCCAUCAAAAAGCAGCCCAAUCCUCUGCAGUCAAUUGUGGCCACAAACGGAGCCGUCUACUAUACCACCACGCCGCCGGCACCGAUCAGCAAUAUACCUAUGGAUCAGUUCGCAGCCGCUGUAUAUCCGCCAGUUACUGACUUUACAGCCGCUGGAGUGCCAGCCAUCUACCCACCUUCAGCCAUGCAAUAUCAGCCAUUCUAUCAGUACUACAGUGUGCCAAUGAAUGUACCCACCAUUUGGCCUCAGAAUUACCAAGGAAUUUAUCCAUGUUAACUUUGAGGAUGCAACAGCAACAGCAACAAUAGUGAUGCUACUACUACUACUACUACCAAAACAAGAACAACAACAACAAACAUGCAACAAAGAGCCACAGCAACAAAAGUAAACUACGAAGCAUAAAUAGAAUUUAUAUAAGCUGAGACACAGAAAUACACGCACCACAGCUGCAAUUUCGGAAAUGUUUAGUCAAAGGAAAUCGUAUAUUGAAGGUAGAAGCUCUGGAAGGACACUCACCCACACAAGCACACACACACCUACACGCAUACAUACAUAUAGAGCGCAAGGAAACCAUUGCAAAAUGCUGUAAAGUAAGCUGCUUAUGUUAUUAGGGAUGUUGCGAGUGUGGCAGUGUGUGAGUGUGAUGAGUGAUGGGGGAUACAAUUUUGGUAGAGGAAACAUUUAUGAUGUGCAAUUAGCGGUGGAGCAGGGGAGGGGUAGCGGGGGAAGGGGCUAUAACCAUAGGGACGUCGACAGGACUGCAGUGUGUGUGGAAAGUCAGCAAGUGAAAGACAGAAAAAUAUAUAUGUAGAACUAGAGCCAGAGGAGGAGAACUUAAAACCAUAUUUAAACUAUACUAUAUAGGAAACAUCAUGCUAAACAUACAAAACUGGAUAAUACAGAUGUGGCAGAUGAUGUGGAAAGCACUCACACUCAAACCAACAAACACCCACAUACACACACACACGUGCAGGACGAACACACUUAUAAAUAUACUAUAUAGGGAAUAAACAAGCAAAAUUGCAUAACACACACAUAUACUAUAUAUGGUAGCUAAGAAAGCGGGGCAGCGAUCGAAGAUUAAAGACAUAAUAUUAUGCAUAAAUUAAUUUAUAUACAUAUAUACAAUACAUAUAAAGCGUAAAGUAACUGUAACUCGUAACUGUAACUGUAACUGUCCCACACAGACACAUACAGCAAUACAAAGCAAAAAGAUGAAUAAGCAAAGGAGACGACAAAGUCAAGCAGCAAAGCAAGCACACACUAAAACUCUUACACACACACACACACACAGACGCACACCCACGAGUCCUGGGCGGAAAGUCAAGGAUAACUUAUGAAAAUUCCCUUAACUUUCCGAUCAGUAUUCGUUUAAAAGGAAAUGAAAACCUAACUUGUAAGCCAAGCAAAAGAAAACUGAACGAAAUUUUAGUCUAAAAGAAAAUACUAAUGGAGGACAAGUAAAAAUCAUGAAAUCUAGCCACAUAAGCCAAGCAAAAAGUGAACUAAAUACAAAAAAAGAAAAAAACAAAAACAAAAAACACUACAAUAAAGAUAUUCAAAAUAUGCUAGCUAAAAAGGCGAAAAACAUACACACAACUCCCGACUAUUAUAAACGGGAGGCAUAUAUUAGAGAGACUAUUAAAGGAAAGCUAAACUCAAAGCUCUAGCGAAAAGAAAAUAGAUAAAAAAAAACUCAAGCAAUACAUAGACACUCAUAGGUGUGUGUUACACAAGAAUAUAGUUAAAUAUAUACGAAAUGCAAGCAAACGUAAAAUAAAAUAAUAAUUUAAUAAACUAAUGUACAAGCGAAAAUCAAGCAAAACAAGCUCUGCGUGAAUGUUGAUUUAUUAUUUCUGUUUUUCUACACUCACUUAAGAUUUUGUUGUAUCUAUUGUUAUGAUGAUGGCAUCAAAACUAAUCAAAAACACGAACGAGAAAAGCGAGAUGUGUUAACCAAAAUUAUUUAAAGUAAUACGAACGCGAUGGCCAAACAUUUGCGGGGGCAGCCGGCGACCUGCGAGCGAAUUUCAUUCAAAAUUGGUGCAUAAUUUGGCUGAAAUAUGAAAAUUCGAGAUAAAUAUUUACAUAUACGUGUAUGCCUUAUUGAACGAAACUAAAUUAUUUGCCCACUAAAUACUGUUAUCGUAUUGUAAUAAACCAACCCAGAGGUUUCAAAAAUACCUGCUAAAACAGAUGUCGCCGAGGUCGCCCACAUUCAAAUCCCAAACAAAAAAAAUAAAAACAAUUUGGUUGAGACUCGCUGCCGCCGCAAAUGGACUUCGCUGCGAAGUUGUUGACAAAUUUUUACUAAAUUGUUAAAUAGUUAAAUACAAAACAUUUUUAAAUCGAAUCGUAACAAUAAUUAGACAUGAAAAAUUACUCUUUGUUGAAACGAAGCAACACAAAAUGUAAUGUAAUGAAAUGGAAAGCAAUAAUUCACUUAGGCAUGCUCUAGUUAAAAACUAAAACUGAAAUCAAGUCGAAGAAGCAACAUAGAAACCACCAACCAACAGUACUUACAUGUAUGUCAGUCAAUAGGGAUUUUAUUUAGUUCGAAGGCCCGGAUUCGAGCACUGGGAUCAUCCAUCUAUCAUCCAGUCCCAGUUGAAUCCAAAUUGCUGGGUGGGAUGUGUGAGGCCUAAUUUCGAAAUGAGUUCAUCAUUCACUCUUUUCAACCAGCCAUCCCAGCAAUUUAAUCUUCCGCAGACUAAUCAGACACACAGAACCGAUCAUAACUAAUAAAUCCAAGGCAUAACUUAAGUAUAUACGUGAUAUUUUGAAAGCGAAAAUUCAUAAAUAAAUUGUUUAGGUUUAAAACAAUAUUAAAUAUAUUAUACAGAUAUAUACAUAUAUACAUUAUAAAGAUAAUGCCAAGGCAUAAUUAAAACCAUAACGAUUAAUUAAUUAAAGAACGAAUGAACAUUUUUGCUGACAAACAAAAAAGAAAACAAAGAAAAGGAAAACCAAAAGAUAAACAAACAACUGAGGCGAGUAAAAUGUUUGUAAACUCAAUUUAUUGUACGACUUGAAUGAAGGAGCGAAAAGAAGUUCUUAAGUUUUUACUGAACAGCAGCAAAGAGCAGAGAGCAGAUUGUCCCAUCGUAAAAAUCUAUUUAGUUUAUAUAUAGUGAAUAUUUAUAUUAUAUAUACAUAUAUAUAUUAAAUGAACAAAUGGCAAGUAACAAACAAACCAACAAAAAAGAAAUAGCAAUUAGACGAACGUAAAAGGAAAGUGAAAAAUUAUAUAUAUAUACAAUACAUAUAUAUCAUAGCGCAAAGAAUAAUAUAUAUUUUAAUGAAGGAACAUCAACUGAUUAAGUGCAGCUCAACUAAGAGCACAAAAUGUUUUUAGACUAAGUACCUACCUACCUAAAUGAAUUCAGCAAUUGCAUAAUAUACAAAAGAUAGGCGAGAACGCUAAAAAGGCGCCAGGCCCAGAGAAGGGAAAUAAGAUUCUACUUCUACGGAAUCAAAUUUGUAUAAGUAUAUAUAAACGUGCAUAUUA
Drosophila mauritiana is the source of this 4770-nucleotide messenger RNA. RefSeq names its product protein boule. NCBI's taxonomy places the organism in Eukaryota, Metazoa, Arthropoda, Insecta, Diptera, Drosophilidae. Bases 942 to 1538 code for a protein of 198 amino acids. The record is from RefSeq and is a predicted model, not a curated record. The transcript is spliced from 8 exons. Gene Ontology annotation, molecular function: RNA binding; protein binding.